GAUGAGGACAAUAAUGGUGACGACGAUGAUGAUGGUGACGACGAUUGUUAUAAUGACGACGACGACGACUAUGAUGAUGAUGGGAUGUGGUGAGAAGGUGUGGAGAUUGUUGUAUGCGGUUAAGGGUAGGUAACUAUUGGGUUAUUGUAUUGGGUUAUUGUAUUGGGUUAAGGGUAGCAUAUUGUCUCCUCGUUCACGUCACCGCCGAGUACUGCAAUGAGAACGAGCGAUGUGACGUAGAUGCUAAUUAAGUCACUACCUGCGUGCGGAAACUCCUUAUCAACCAACUUUACUCCAGACCAAUAUUACAUUAACUACUCCCCUUGUACUUAUCGCCAACAGCUUGCUACAGUGAUUAUAAAUAUGAUUAUAUCUCAUCAUAAAUAUAUAUUCAUUUAAUCGGAGGAGGAAAUCGUUGUUACUUAUUCAAGUAUAGAAAUAAGGGUAUCGCAUUGUGGUUUGCACUAUACGCGGUCGGGACUGCAUUCAGGGCUUCCGCCAUACGGCACGAGGUGACACGUUAUGCACACGCUGCUGCAUGCAGAUUGUUGCAUGACAAACAUGUGCGUGUCAUAUAACUGGUAGUAGUCUUCUUGAGCGCACACACAAUCAUCAGGCCAGCCACCUGACGUCACAGUACCACGUGACGCCAGCGAUGCUUGGACUGAGAGAAUAUGCGUUCACUAGCAAUCAUUUAUCCAAUAUCUAAGAACUACCUUUAAGAUAUCACUUAUCCGUUAUGUACUAACAACCAUUCAUAUAUAGUUAACCGAUAUAGUGUAUAAACAACCAUCUGUCAUCUAUCCAUGUAUCGUUCAUCCAUUAUGUACGAACAACCAUCUAUCCAUAUGUCGUUCAUCCUUUAUGUACGAACAACCACCUAUCUAUAUAUCGUUUAUCCUUUAUGUACGAACAACUAUCUAUCCAUUUAUCGUUCAUCCAUUAUGUACGAACAACCACCUAUCCAUAUAUCGUUCAUCCAUUGCAUACAAACAACCAUCUAUCCAUAUAUCGUUUAUCCAUUAUGUACGAACAACCAUCUAUCCAUAUAUCGUUCAUCCAUUAUGUACGAACAACCACCUAUCCAUAUAUCGUUCAUCCGUUGCAUAGGGCCUAAGAACUACCACCUAUCCAUAUAUCGUUAUCCAUUAUGUACGAACAACCACCUAUCCACAUAUCGUUCAUCCGUUAUGUGCGAACAACCACCUAUCCAUAUAUCGUUCAUCGAUUAUGUACGAACAACCACCUAUCCAUAUAUCGUUCAUCUAUUAUGUACGAACAACCACCUAUCCACAUAUCGUUCAUCUGUUAUGUACGAACAACCACCUAUCCAUAUAUCGUUCAUCCAUUAUGUACGAACAACCACCUAUCCACAUAUCGUUCAUCCAUUAUGUACGAACAACCACCUAUCCAUAUAUCGUUCAUCCAUUAUGUACGAACAACCACCUAUCCAUAUAUCGUUCAUCCGUUGCAUAGGGCCUAAGAACUACCACCUAUCCAUAUAUCGUUCAUCGAUUAUGUACGAACAACCAUCUAUCCAUAUAUCGUUCAUCCGUUAUGUACGAACAACCAUCUAUCCAUAUAUCGUUCAUCCGGCAUGUACGAACAACCAUCUAUCCAUAUAUCGUUUAUCCGUUAUGCACGAACAACCAUCUAUAUGUCGUUCAUCCAUUAUUUGGUUCGUCUAUCUUGUGAAUUUUACGUUCCAUAUUAUGUAAGAAUCAUCAUUAUUUUAUGUGCGUGCGUGCGUGUGUGUGCGCGCGUAUGUGAGUGAGUGAGUGAGUGAGUGAGUGAGUAAGUGAGUGAGUGAGUGAGUGAGUGAGUGAGUGAAUGAGUGAGUGAGUGAGUGAGUGAGUGAGUGAGUGAGUGAGUGUGUGAAUGAAUGAAUGAAUGAAUGAAUGAAUGAAUGAAUGAAUAAAUGAAUGAGUAAGUGAGUGAGUGAUCGAGCGAACGACGUACACAGUAUUCACCCAUGGCCUAUGUGUAACGCGUUCAUAGAUGACCGAGGCACGCAGUAUGUGUAUUGUAUACCUAUUGACAUUGUUACCUCAUUCGAUUUUCAUCUUGUCAUGAUAUUUGUCGUGUAAAGUACACAUUAGUCAUUAUUUCAUAUCGUUACUCGUCAUGGCUGGUUCAUAUUCAUAUCCGAGUACGUUUGUCAUAUGAGUCUGUUGUGAGCAUGCUUGAACGUAGCUACAUGCUUGCCAUGGACGUUUAUCAUGCGUCUUAUAAAGUGACUACAAAUGCACUUAAAUUCUAUCAUGUGUUUUAUAAAAGCACAACACAUGUACUAAACGGUUAUCAUGUGUUUUCUAAAGUGACUACACAUGCACUAAACUCCUAUAAUGUGUUGUAUAAAAACACAACACAUGUACUAAACGUUUAUCAUGUGUUUUAUAAAGUGACUACACAUGCACUAAACCUUUAUCAUGUGUUUCAUAAAGUCGCAACACAUGAACUAAACUUUUAUAAUGUGUUUUAUAAAGUGAUUACACAUGAACUAAACCUUUAUCAUGUGUUUCAUAAAGUCGCAACACAUGAACUAAACUUUUAUAAUGUGUUUUAUACAGUGACUACACAUGAACUAAACCUUUAUCAUGUGUUUUAUAAAAUCACAACACAUGUACUAAACGUUUAUCAUGUGUUUUAUAAUGUGAUUACACAUGCACUAAACCUCUAUCAUGUGUUUUAUAAAAUCACAACACAUGUUCUAAACGUUUAUCAUGUGGUUUAUGAAAAGACUACGCAUGCAUGCACUAAACUUUUAUCAUGUGUUUUAUAAAGUCACAGCACAUGUACUAAAUGUUUAUCACGUGUUUUAGAGCAUGAUUUCAUGCAUUCAUUAUUUCAAUUAUUUUUAUGUGCAACAUACAUGUACUAAAUGUUUAUCACGUGUUUUCGGGUACGUCUUCAUAGAUGCUUUUUAUCUUUAGCAUGAGCUUUUUAAGCGCGCCUUUAUGUAUGCUCUAAAUGUUUAUUACGUGUCAAGACGCAUGUAGCAAAUGUUUAUCAUGUGCUUUAUAAUGUGUCCAGGCUCAUGUAAUAAAUGUUUAUCAUGUGUUUUAGAAUGAGUCCACAUGCAUGCGCUAAAUAUUUAUCGUGUAUUUUGAAAUAUGUUCGAAUGCAUGCUCUGAAUGAUUAUCAUGUGUUUUAGGACGUGUAUACAAGCAUUCAGUAAAUGUUUACCAUGCGUUUCGAAAUGUUUCAACGUGCAUGCACCAAGUGUUUAUCAUGCAUUUCAGAAUGUGCUUACAUAAAAGCACUAAACGUUUAUCAUGUGUCCACAUAUAUGCACUAAAUGUUUAUCAUGUGUUCACAUACAUGCACAGAAUGUUUAUCAUGUACUCACACAUAUGCACUAAAUGUUUACCAUGUGUCCACAUACAUGCACUAAAUGCUUAUCAUGUGGACACAUACAUGCACAGAAUGUUUAUCCUGUGUUCACAGACAUAUGCACUAAAUGUUUAUCAUGUGUCCACAUACAUGCACUAAAUGUUUAUCAUGACUGUGUCCACAUACAUGCACUAAAUGUUUAUCAGGUGUUCACAUACAUACACUAAAUGUUUAUCAUGUGUCCACAUAUAUGCGCUAAAUGUUUAUCAUGUGUCCACAUACACGCACUAAAUGUUUAUCAUGUGUCCACAUACAUGCACUAAAUGUUUAUCAUGUGUCCACAUACAUACACUAAAUGUUUAUCAUGUGUCCAGAUAUAUGCACUAAAUGUUUAUCAUGUGUCCACAUACAUGCGCUAAAUGUUUAUCAUGUGUCCACAUACAUGCACUAAAUGUUUAUCAUGUGUCCACAUAUAUGCAUUAAAUGUUUAUCAUGUGUCCACAUACAUGCGCUAAAUGUUUAUCAUGUGUCCACAUACAUACACUAAAUGUUUAUCAUGUGUCCACAUAUAUGCACUAAAUGUUUAUCAUAUGUCCACAUACAUGCGAUAAAUGUUUAUCAUCUGUCCACAUACAUACACUAAAUGUUUAUCAUGUGUCCACAUACAUGCGAUAAAUGUUUAUCAUGUGUCCACAUACACGCGCUAAAUGUUUAUCAUGUUUUUCAGACAUACAUGCAUGUCCUAAAUCUUUAUGAUGCGUUUUGGAAUAUCUUUGCUAAAUAUUAUCAUGUUGUUUAGAACGUGUUCACAUGUAUAUCGUGCUUUAUCGUAUAUCAUGCGUGCUUUAAAUGUAUAUCAUGCGCUUUAAAACGUGUCUACAUACGUGCACUAAAUGUUUAUCAUGUGUUUUCGAACGUGUCUACGUCCACGCCCUACAUGUUUAUUAUGUAGUUAUAAUUAUCGUUAAUUUUACAUAUCGUGAGGUAAGAGAAAUUGCACAUAAAUGACGCCGUAGCUUCUGCUUUAAUAUGGUAUGCAACAAUUUGUAUAUAAAUGCGCUAUGCAUGUAUAUAUAUAUAUUUAUAUAUAUAUAUAUAUAUAUAUAUAUAUAUAUAUAAUGUGUAAGAAUCAGCUACGAGAAUUUUACAUGUAUGUACAUGUAUGUUUCGUUGCUACUAUACGAAUAAUGACUGGCCUGCAAGUUGACGCUAUACGAUAUGCAUAUAUUUGUAUGCUUAGUCACGCCUGUUACUCGCGUUAUAUAGGCACGGAUAUAUAAUCACGAUGGAUCAUAGAUACAAUAAUGUAACACAAUAAGAGUAGUGUACUCUUGUCGAGUUACAUUAUUGUAUCUAGAUGGACCAUGGUGGUGCGACGGUUUUUGGUUCACAUUCAAGCAACGUAUAUUCGGCGCAUGCGUCAAGUAACGAUGACGUCAUGAUCGCGCACAUUUCGAGUGUCCAUUGUUCUUUCCGCGGCAUGUUGUUCAUAUCUUACGAACGUGGCUAUCUAUCUAUAAACUUUCUGUGCCGAACUACAUUGGUCAAUGAUAUUCCUAACUUGUUAUGGUAAUUGACAUGUUGAGUAUGCCCUACCCAACAUUGGAAUGUCAGACGAGGAUGUGUAAAUUCGGCCUCCGUUCGUGUCGCCCUGUUCUAGGCGCAAGAUUACUAAUUAUAUGUUUCAUUAACCUCUGGUGGGUUUUGACAAUGUUGUUGCUGAUAUUUAACACCAAAGGCGUAGAAGAAUUUACGCGAAAUAUUCUGCUGCUAUUUAUACAAAAUUUCCCGUCUCAAAUUUUGUAUAAACGUAUAUAUAAGUCAUGUAAGCACAGCGAGAAUGCUGCUUAUAUUGUAAAUAUUCGUUUAGAAAUAAAGGAGACGCUACUUUUGUGAUUGAAAA
Molecule: messenger RNA, 5236 nt
Organism: Priapulus caudatus
Lineage: Eukaryota; Metazoa; Priapulida; Priapulimorpha; Priapulimorphida; Priapulidae
Exons: 4
Coding region: 807-1718 (303 amino acids)
Source: RefSeq, a predicted model, not a curated record